UACCACAGAGUGGACACUCCAUUCUGCUUUCAUAGUGGUUAUCCAGUGCUAUGUGUGAAUGGGAAAAGAUGGGUAAAAGACUAAAGUGCAACUGUGGAUUAUAGCUGACGUGUGCAAUCAGGUUACUAUAUUAUCAUUGUGUAGCUUGUGGAACUGUGCUGAGACUUACGGUGUUUCACAGACCAACUGAUGUAGCCAAGACAAGCCAGCUUUGAAAAGAGGAUGUGUACUCCCACAGCAGAAACUGCCCUCCAGAAAGCAGAGGAAAUAGAAAAAUUAGUCAAUAAAAGCCAAGAGGCCAUGUCAUUUGCAUAUUGUCCAUACAGCAAGUUCCCAGUAGGAGCUGCUUUACUGACUGAGGAUGGACGGGUGUUCACAGGCUGCAACAUUGAAAAUGCAUGUUACACAGAGGGAGUCUGUGCUGAAAGGGCUGCCAUUCACAAGGCUAUCUCAGAAGGUUUCCGAAAAUUCAAGGCAAUGGCUAUCUCCAGUCAUAAAUCAGACAACUUCAUUGCUCCAUGCGGUGCAUGCAGACAAGUCAUGAGAGAGUUUGGAACUAAGUGGGAAGUGCAUUUGACAAAACCAGAUAAAUCCUACAAGACAAUGACCAUUGAAGAACUCUUGCCAAUGUCUUUUGGACCCCAGGACCUGCCAACUGAAUAAUGAACAAUGUGCAAACAUGUGCAAUCGUUUAAGACAGUAAUCUUCAGCUCUACACGAUAAUAAGGAACCCUCAGCUUUAUUCUUAUUCUUAGUCAUUUUCUAGUCCAUUCAAUCACCAACUAAAAUGUAUCCAGAAAAUGUAGCAUGUUUCUGAAUUUGAUGCUUGACAUAACAUUCAAACCAUGACCUCAGAAACUUCAACUUGUUCUGCAUUUACAAAUAAAUGUCAACAAAAAAAUUUCAUUCAAGGUUAUGAACCCGCUGAACUGAAAACAGCAGAUAAGGCAAUAAACUAAAAAUAUUCCAUCAAA
Stegostoma tigrinum is the source of this 974-nucleotide messenger RNA. Its product is annotated as cytidine deaminase-like. The record is from RefSeq and is a predicted model, not a curated record. Gene Ontology annotation, cellular component: cytosol. Gene Ontology annotation, molecular function: zinc ion binding; cytidine deaminase activity. The transcript has 6 exons. Bases 223 to 663 code for a protein of 146 amino acids. Lineage: Eukaryota; Metazoa; Chordata; Chondrichthyes; Orectolobiformes; Stegostomatidae.